AUGGGUUCCGGAGAAAAGUCGGGGCAUCCGCUGAUUGACGAUUUCUUCUCAUACCUUAAACCACAGAAGUCUCCGCAAGAUGUGCUUGCGGAGAAAGAACGCCAAUGGAUAUAUGCCGAGGAGGAGCUCUUGAGAACCCCAUCGAUCUUGGACGGCAUGUCGCUUGAGGAAGAAAGGAUCGCUCGGUUCAAAGGGACGAAUUUCAUCACUCAAGUUGGCAUUAUGCUCAAGCUGUCUCAAAUCACAAUCUCGACGGCUUCCGCCCUCCUCAACCGGUACCUUAUGCGACGGUCUCUCGUCGCUAAGAGUGACUACAAGCCUCUACAUCACUAUCAAAUCGCUGGAAUCUGCCUCUUCAUCGCGACCAAGAUCGAAGAGCAAUGCCGCAACAUCAAGGAAGUUGUCAUCGCGUGUUGCCGUGUCGCCCUCAAGAACCCCAACAUGAUUGUCGAUGAACAAACCAAAGACUACUGGCGCUGGCGCGACACCAUCAACCUCAACGAGGACAAGAUUCUGGACAUGCUAUGCUUCGACGUCAACAUCGAAUCUCCCUACCGACUACUUUUCGAUAUGCUCAAGUACUAUAACGUCGCGCAUGAGAAGCAGCUUCGGAAUGCUGCCUGGAGUUUCCUCAACGACUCCAACUUAACCCAGGCAUCCUUGCUAUUCACGGCCCGGACGAUUGCUGCGGCUGCGCUCUAUUGCGGGGCCAAACAUUGCGGGGUCGAUUUUGCGGAUGAUGGCGGUGGCCGACCAUGGUGGGAAGUCCAACGAGUGAAGCUCAGGGAUGUGCGACGGGCGUGCAACUACAUGGCCGACGGUUACGAUGGAAAGGUCGCCGAGGCGGCGAAGCAAUUGGAUCCCCAAAGCAAAGAUCGAUGGUCGUUAUAUGGAGCGAUGCGGACCCCCGAAGACGGC
This is a messenger RNA of Eremomyces bilateralis CBS 781.70, 918 nucleotides long. Its product is annotated as cyclin-like protein. The annotation marks the transcript as partial. The record is from RefSeq and is a predicted model, not a curated record. Gene Ontology annotation, molecular function: cyclin-dependent protein serine/threonine kinase activator activity. Gene Ontology annotation, cellular component: nucleus; cyclin/CDK positive transcription elongation factor complex. Gene Ontology annotation, biological process: positive regulation of DNA-templated transcription, elongation; regulation of transcription by RNA polymerase II. NCBI's taxonomy places the organism in Eukaryota, Fungi, Ascomycota, Dothideomycetes, Eremomycetales, Eremomycetaceae. The transcript is spliced from 2 exons.